This is a messenger RNA of Neopsephotus bourkii (Bourke's parrot), 3404 nucleotides long. RefSeq names its product synaptotagmin 13 (gene SYT13). Gene Ontology annotation, molecular function: phosphatidylserine binding; calcium ion binding; syntaxin binding. NCBI's taxonomy places the organism in Eukaryota, Metazoa, Chordata, Aves, Psittaciformes, Psittacidae. Gene Ontology annotation, biological process: regulation of dopamine secretion; regulation of calcium ion-dependent exocytosis; calcium-ion regulated exocytosis. The transcript has 6 exons. The coding region runs from base 378 to 1673 and encodes 431 amino acids. The record is from RefSeq and is a predicted model, not a curated record.
UCUGCUGACGUCUUUCCUCUCUAUCACACAUCAGACUUUUCCCAGUGGAGCUGGAGAACAGGCUUCAAUGAAAACUGCCUGUUUGCAGCUAUAUGGAGAUUGCAGGCACCACACUCACUAUUUCCUCUACCUGACCUGGAGCAGAAACUCCAUCAUUAGGAUAGAAAGGUAGCCUUGUUGCCUAGCAAAGGUGGGGUGAUUUAUCUCUGUCUCUAGAUUGGUCCCUUUUUCUUUGCUGCACAAGAGAAUUGUUUUCAGACUUUCAAGGAGAAUGAAGCCAGGAUAGAAAUCAAAGUGAAUGUGAGAGAGCUGCUAUCCCAGGGAGGAGAAGCAGUCACAGGGUUUGUGUGCUUUCUGUUCCUGUGCAGCCCAGGACAAUGGUUUUAUCUGCCCCAGUGAUAGCCCUGGGGGCUACCUUAGGGACUGCAACUAGCAUCCUUGCCCUCUGCGGUCUCACCUGCCUCUGCAAAUGCAAGCAACCUGGGAAAGGACUCUCAGAAAAGGACCAAGAGGAGGACACGGAAAAUACUAAGCCCAGUGUGCUUCAGCCAGUCCAGCAAUUCAACGUUAAGAAAACGGCAGAGCCAGUCCAGCCUAGAGCACUCCUGAAGUUUCCCAACAUUUAUGGCCCCAAGCCCAUAGUAACUUCACCUGAAAUUGUUAACUACACGCAGUACUCCCUGAAGACAACAGAAGAACCAGCUACUGGAAAACACACUGGUUUGGAUGAGAACAGGAUGAAGAUCCAAGUCAAUGAAGAGCUGUUUGUUCUCCCUCAAAACGUUGCAGGUGUUGUAAAGGACGUGUGUGUCACGGAGCACUUGAACCCCGAGAGGGCAGCCGGCUGUAACCAGGCCCCCGAGCUGCGCUACUCCCUGGUGUAUGAUCAAGAAAGAGCUGAGCUGCGUGUGGCCCUUCUGGAAGCUAUGCAUGGCAGAAUGAGUGGAGACCAAGAUGCUGGCUGCCACUGCUACAUACUGGGCACGCUGGUGAGCAAGUCUGGCACUGCUGAAGCCCAAACAGAGCUGAAGAAGAAGGUGCUUCACACCCUCUGGGAGGAGGUCCUGCGAUUCCCAUUAACAGAGGAGGAGAUGUCGGAGGGGACAUUGACUCUCACCCUGAGAAACUGCGACAAGUUCUCCAGACACAGCAUUGUGGGGGAACUCAAACUGAGCCUUGCUAGCAUGGAGGAGUCCUUUGGGACAGCCCAAUGGGAAAGGCUAAAGAUCCCAGAGAAGGAGCCAUCUACGGGCCAUGGGGAGGUCCUGCUCUCCAUCAGCUACCUGCCAGCAGCGAACCGCCUGCUGGUGGUGAUCAUCAAGGCUAAAAACCUCCAUUCCAAGCAGCUGAAAGAUCUACUUGGCAAUGAUGUUUCUGUCAAGGUGACACUGAGGCAUCAGUCCUUGAAGCUGAAGAAGAAGCAGACCAAACGUGCAAAGCACAAGAUCAACCCUGUGUGGAACGAGAUGAUCAUGUUCGAGGUGCCUCAAGAGCUCCUGCGUGCCUCCAGCGUGGAGCUGGAAAUGCUGAGCCAGGUUGGUGCUGGGCAGAGCCACGUGCUUGGCAAGUGCAGCCUGGGCUUACAUGUCACGGGCACGGAGAGGAGCCACUGGGAAGAAAUGCUGAGGAACCCCAGGAGACAGAUCGCCAUGUGGCACCAGCUCCACAUGUAGGCUCCUUGUGGUUCCUGCCUCUGAGCCUGGGUGAAUAAGCUGCAUUUCACCUUCCACCUUCCCCUCCACAAAGCUGACCAGCACAGCAUCCUUCUUAUACCCCCUUAUAUGAUUUUCCUGCCUCAUCCUAACCUGGGAAACUUCCUGGAAAAUGUAUUUAAAGGACAAUGUCUCAUCUGCUCAAGUGGUUCUCUCAAACAAGGGGUUUGGCUGCCUGGAUGAUUUGAAUUAAUUCACACUGUCAUCUGUGUGAGGUCCUUGUUUCUACUGAGGAGCAAAGGUAUCAUGGAAAGGUGAGAUCCUCCUUGGCAUCUGGCUCUGUCAGUCAAGUCUUUGAUGAGUGCUGGCUCCAUAAUCAUAAAUAUGUGGCAGAUGUUUUACCAGUCAUUGUUUUCCAUAAUACUUUAUAAGACUGUGAGAAAUGCAGAUCACAGAAGUGACUUUCACUGCAGACAUAAAGUAUCAGUAUGAAAAAGAGUGAAGCCGAUGUGUAAUAAAUGAGUAUCUAGAAUCAAGAGAGAAAACAGAGGAAGAAGAGGGUGAGACAGUCAACACUAUCAUCCUAUGUAGCCUUUGAAGCAAACACUGCCAAACGAGAAGUCAAAUACCUUCAUGUACUUUUGUUACCUGGAGUGUUUGAUAUUUAGGAUUCAUGAAAACCCCUGAAAAUGUGAAUGUUUCAGGAUCCUUCAGCACAAUACCUACAUCUUCUAUCUUUCCACACUGUCAUCCAGGAAGACCCUAUACACGGACAAGAAGUUACCUCCAAAAACCUGGACCAAAUCUUUCUGCUGACUGCCAUAUUUUCUGUUUGGGUUUUUUUCUGAGCUAGGAAGUUUCAAAUACUUUUAUUCCAGGCAACAUUUAAGACUGGGCAAGAGAAAUGAGAUCAUUUCAUACCUUAGCAACUGAUUGAUGGUUUUGGUUUGACAGUUAACUACAGCACCCGAAUCCUCAUACCAGCCUUACUCGAAACCAACCCUUAAGAACUGCCAUGUAUUUCAUCACUUCCAGACAAAAGGAAUUCACUGACCAGACAGACUCCCCAGGGCUUGUUUUUUUUGUGUGUGCACUUUCAAGACUUGAUGUAGAUCAAAUGUUACUGUUUACUGUCCUUUUGUGUCUCAAUGGGCUGAAAGCCUGGCGUUGGCAGUGAUGAUGUUGUGACCCCAUAAGCACACUGCUUGUCCUAUCACUUCAUUUAAAGGAGUAGACAACAGCUUUAAAGGACUUCAACUGGGACAAGGCACUCAACAGUCUGAAAACAGAACCAUGUAGUUUGUAGCACUGAAAAACUCAGAGAACUUCAUAUUUGCAGGGUCAGCUUGAUCCUCUGUUCAAUUAGGAAUAUAAGCUAGGUUUUAUCUAAUAUCCAUCCCAUUUUGAUGGCUUAGUCAGACAAGUCUAGCAGAUGCUGCCAUCCUGUUGGCAAACACCAAAACCAGUGUUUGAAAACUGACUGAAGUGACAGCACAGUUACAAACAGGGCAAUGAAUCUCAGCUGGAAGCCAGACACUGAGUCGUGACUGGAGCUGGUAGUGGGGAUGGCACUGCUUAGCAUCUUCUUAAAUGACCUGGACAAUAGGGCAGAGCAUGCCCUCAGCAAGUUUGCAGAUGAUGCAACACUGACAGUAGUGGCUGAUACACCAGGCAGUUGUGCUGCCAUUCAGAGGGAUGUGGAGAGGCUGGAGAAAUGGGUUGACAGGGUCUUCCUGAAGUUCAACAAGAAGU